Messenger RNA from Mycotypha africana, 222 nucleotides. RefSeq lists its product as uncharacterized. Gene Ontology annotation, cellular component: mitochondrial inner membrane peptidase complex. The record is from RefSeq and is a predicted model, not a curated record. Bases 1 to 222 code for a protein of 73 amino acids. The transcript has 2 exons. Lineage: Eukaryota; Fungi; Mucoromycota; Mucoromycetes; Mucorales; Mycotyphaceae.
AUGACAGAUAGUGAAAUAAACAACCAGACUACCAAUUAUUCGAAACGAUUCCAAUCAGGCGAUUGCCAACUCUACGAGAUGGUGCAAUACCAAUGUGAACAUUCGCAAUCGCAAAUAGUUUGUUCACCACUGACGCGGUUAUUCUUAAAGUGUGCAGGCGUCCCUACCGUGGAAGUGACGCCUGAAUAUGAUCAAAAUGGUGAUCCUAUCAUGCCAAAGUAA